AUGUCCGAGAAUACGAAUCCCCGUAAAAGACUCAUCAUUAAGUUGAGUUAUCCUCCUGGAUCAAGAACCACGGAUGAAAACAAGAGAAGGAAGAUGGAAGAUUCUGUAAAACCAAUGGUAACAUGUCAUUGGGUUGAUUCAAAUUAUCGUACCAAAUCAUCAGCUUUGUCUCAACCAAAGAAUAAUGACAAUGUUGUUGAAGACAACCAAGUUUCCAAAACAAGAGCUUUGUCUCAACCAGAGGUUGUUGAAGACAAGAAGAUGAUCAAGAACCAAGUUUUCAAAACAUCAGCUUUGUCUCAAACAAAGAAUAAUGAUAAUGUUGUUGAAGACAAGAAGGUGAUCAAGAAUCAAGUUUCCAACAGAGUUAUGCCUAAUAACAUUGAUGUUGAAAACAAGAAGAUAAUCAAGAACCAAGUUUCAAAAACAGAAAUAGGUUUUAACGGUGGGGAAGAGUGUGGGUUGAAGAAGAAACCGAUGGAGUGUGUUAAGAGGAGGCAAUGUUGGUUGAUAUUGAAGAGAAUGAUGGUCGAUAGAGAUGGGUGGGAUUUGAAAGAUCCUCCAAAAAUAGCAAUGAUUGAUAAGUCUGAGUCAAAGUCAAAAGGAAUUGGUUUGAAGGAUAUUGAGAGAAAAUUGAGGCUGUAUGCAACACCUGAUGAGUUUGCUAGUGACAUAAGGCUUGUGUUCUCAAAUGCAAUGCUCAUGUAUCCUCCAAGGAAUCAUAUCUACCGAAUUGCAAAAAAGUUCAGUGAGAAUUUCGAACUUAAAUGGAAGUCAUUGAAGGAUGCGUGGAAACUUGAGGAUAGAGGAAGAAGCAAGACUCACAACAGUACAAGAUAUUUAUAG
Molecule: messenger RNA, 846 nt
Organism: Lathyrus sativus (Indian pea)
Lineage: Eukaryota; Viridiplantae; Streptophyta; Magnoliopsida; Fabales; Fabaceae
Source: the annotation of a GenBank genome assembly